GGAAAGAGUUCCUGGCUGCCUGUUUGUAUCCCUGAGUCACCACAGACCCCCACCCCCCAACAUGGGAUGUUAACCUUGGAGCAAUAUGGAGAUUAGCUGCAGAGCUGAAGCAGAGUCCCAAAGGGGCUUCAGUUCUGCAGAAUCUACACAGCCUACUUUACCAUACAUUGGCCAGACGCUAGCGCUCGGGACGUCCGAGCUGACAACUGGAAUCCCUCAAGGAGUCACUCAGGAGCAAGCUGUGACCAGUCGGAGGGAGUGACACAUCUGCGCUCAGUUCCUCCCUCCUCACCAUCCUCACCUCCCUCUCACGUGCUUGCGGGCCGUUGGGCAGAAGUGAGCCCCGUGGCUCUGCCAAAGACAAGCCUGUUGGGUUUACAGAAGGGAAAAAAAAAAAAACAAAAAACCAACAAAACCAAAAACCCAAACAAACCUCAGGCAAAGUCACGGCAUUGAAAUCGUUACCCUGAAGAAACUGCGUGGAGAAGCGUGCAAAGAUGAAUGGCCCAGUGGAUGGCUUGUGUGACCAUUCUCUAAGUGAAGAAGGAGCGUUCAUGUUCACAUCGGAGUCGGUCGGAGAGGGACACCCGGACAAGAUCUGUGACCAGAUCAGUGAUGCCGUGCUGGAUGCCCAUCUGAAGCAGGACCCCAAUGCCAAGGUGGCCUGUGAGACGGUGUGUAAGACGGGCAUGGUCCUGCUGUGCGGCGAGAUCACCUCCACAGCCACGGUGGACUACCAGCGGGUGGUGAGAGGUGCCAUCAGGCACAUUGGCUACGACGACUCUGCCAAGGGCUUUGACUUCAAGACCUGCAACGUGCUGGUGGCUUUGGAGCAGCAGUCCCCGGAUAUUGCCCAGUGUGUACAUCUGGACAGAAACGAACAGGAUGUCGGGGCCGGAGAUCAGGGUUUGAUGUUCGGCUAUGCCACCGACGAGACGGAAGAGUGCAUGCCCCUCACUAUUAUCCUCGCUCACAAACUCAACGCCCGGAUGGCAGACCUCAGACGCUCUGGGGUCCUCCCCUGGCUGCGACCUGACUCCAAGACUCAGGUGACAGUUCAGUACACCCAGGACAAUGGCGCGGUCAUCCCCGUGCGCAUCCACACCAUCGUCAUCUCUGUACAGCACAACGAGGACAUAACCCUGGAGGACAUGCGCAAGGCUCUGAAGGAGCAGGUGAUCAAGGCCGUGGUGCCCGCCAAGUACCUGGACGAAGACACCAUUUACCACCUGCAGCCCAGCGGGCGGUUUGUCAUUGGCGGUCCCCAGGGGGACGCGGGCGUCACUGGCCGUAAGAUUAUCGUGGACACCUAUGGCGGCUGGGGGGCGCACGGUGGCGGGGCCUUCUCUGGGAAGGACUACACCAAGGUGGACCGCUCGGCGGCGUACGCGGCCCGCUGGGUGGCCAAGUCCCUGGUGAAAGCGGGGCUCUGCCGGAGAGUGCUCGUGCAGGUUUCCUAUGCCAUUGGUGUGGCUGAGCCACUGUCCAUUUCCAUCUUCACCUACGGAACCUCUCAGAAGACAGAGAGAGAGCUGUUAGAUGUGGUCAGUAAGAACUUUGACCUUCGGCCCGGUGUCAUCGUCAGGUAAAAGCACCGCCCACCGCUGCCGGACAGGCCCCUCCUCCUCCCUCACCCAGAGGCUCAGCUCCACUGGAAGCGAGACAGAAGGAAGGACUUUCAGCUUCCCCAAAGCAGGAGGGCCUCCAGGCUCCUGGACCAGCAGGACACACCCCAAAUGCAGGAUGCCUGCUUUCAGGCUGAAGGAGGCUGGCCCAGAGACACUCCAGUGGGGCCAUCUUUGAGCAGGUGGCGGGGGAGGGUCGUAGAAAAGUAAUAGUGAGGCCGAAUGCUGAGAAGUAAGCCAGCAGGUCUAGUCCCAUCUCCCUUUGUUUCUAAUGCCAUCCCUGCUUUCUGGAGCUUGGUGACGUUGUUGGUCUGCGCCAGGCCAGGGGAGUGGAGAGGAGAGGAGAGAGGCACGGUGAGGCCAGAAUUCAAAUUCUGGGUCCUGGGUGUGUUUUUCUGAGCCUGUUUCCUGAGGGCCAGGGACAGUCACCUCAGAAGGGGUGGUGUGGCACAGACAGGGAAGUUUAUGGGAAAUUGCUCUGAGUGGGGACACUCCAUGCAAAGACCGUCGCACUCUGAUAAUCACUACUGGGCUCAAAAUUCAGAGAAACUCGCUCCUUUUCCAUUUAAAAUGACCCUUUCCUCUGCUGACUGUGCAGGGAUUUGGAUUUGAA
Messenger RNA from Neomonachus schauinslandi (Hawaiian monk seal), 2238 nucleotides. RefSeq names its product methionine adenosyltransferase 1A (gene MAT1A). The transcript is spliced from 9 exons. Lineage: Eukaryota; Metazoa; Chordata; Mammalia; Carnivora; Phocidae. The record is from RefSeq and is a predicted model, not a curated record. Gene Ontology annotation, cellular component: cytosol. The coding region runs from base 498 to 1589 and encodes 363 amino acids. Gene Ontology annotation, biological process: S-adenosylmethionine biosynthetic process. Gene Ontology annotation, molecular function: ATP binding; methionine adenosyltransferase activity.